Messenger RNA from Fusarium coffeatum, 708 nucleotides. RefSeq lists its product as uncharacterized. The record is from RefSeq and is a predicted model, not a curated record. Bases 1 to 708 code for a protein of 235 amino acids. The transcript has a single exon. Lineage: Eukaryota; Fungi; Ascomycota; Sordariomycetes; Hypocreales; Nectriaceae.
AUGAGUAACAAGAAGAUACCUAACAUCAUCACCCGCCCUCUCCCAAACGGCGUAACAUACAACCUUUCAACACCGGGCCGAGUACACAUCACCCUCCCGACAAACUCAACCUGGACAAGUGGCCUCCACUGGCACGAAACACACACCGAGUAUCUCUGCCUCACCAAAGGAUCUAUUUGGGUUCAACUGAAUGACAAACGAGAUAUCUUGACUGUGAAAGAGGGUGAGAGUGCCGAGGUUGAGGUGCCGCCGUAUACAUGGCAUGAAUGGGGACGAGCGAGCUUGGACGGUGACGAUGUGGAAGUUGUUGAGCGAACAGAUCCAGAGGAUGGCGAUAAAGCCGUCUUCUUUUGGAAUUUGAAUGGUGUUAUUCUGGAUGCACCGAAGAUGUUGGCUAAUGCAUGGCUUGCGAGGUUGCCUUCGAGACUUCAAGGGUUGUUUUUGGAUCUAUGGAUUCCGUUGAAUCUGUUUGUCAUCUUUCGGUAUUUGGAUAACGUGCCGGUGUUUCUCAAUGUACAAAAGCUCUUAUCCGUUUCAAAUGAGCGUAUGAGGGCUCGGCUGAAAGACAUCGACAUCACUGUGUCGCACUUUGUUCUGUGGAUCGCAUCUUGGGUUGGAUGGAUGAUUGGUCUACAGCCUGUUCAGACUCGGUACACGCCUGAUAAUGAGUACAUGGAGUGGUACAUGAGACAGAGAAAGUACAAGUAG